This is a messenger RNA of Fonsecaea multimorphosa CBS 102226, 945 nucleotides long. RefSeq lists its product as uncharacterized. Bases 1 to 945 code for a protein of 314 amino acids. Gene Ontology annotation, molecular function: protein binding. NCBI's taxonomy places the organism in Eukaryota, Fungi, Ascomycota, Eurotiomycetes, Chaetothyriales, Herpotrichiellaceae. The transcript is spliced from 2 exons. The record is from RefSeq and is a predicted model, not a curated record.
AUGUCUUUUGGCUUCAGUGCAGGAGACUUCAUCACGGCGGUUGACUUAUCGUGGAGAGCGUUCCGUGCCGUGAGGGACGCCCCCGAAAAGUUUGGGAUGCUCGAGGCCGAUGUUUCCACCCUGAACAUUCUCCUCCGGACCCUGCAAGAAGAUGCCGAGGAUCCAAACUCACUCCUCAAUCGGCGGGGAGCCAGUCGCCGGGAUACGCUUUUGACAAUGGUAAAGACCGUUGAGGAGCAGAUGGACGAGCUCCGAUGCCUCGUGGAAAAGUACCAAAGCCUGGCCUCCUCCAGGAAGCGAGUAUUCGAUCGGUUCAUGUUUGCGCCAAAGGAGUUGGACAAGAAGCGUACGGCCAUCUCGAAUCAUAUCCUCUACAUCAACACUUUUCGGCAGAGCAUUUCGCAAGAAUCUCUUUCGAGAAUAGAAAAGGUCCUGGAGGAAGCUGUUCGAGGUCUACGCGAGGGGAAACGUGCUCCGAGCAUCAUUUCGGUACACGAGAAGAAGGAUGAAUCUUCCUGGGAGGCUCUCAAGAACGACCUCGCCGACGAAGGCAUCCCCAAGCUGGAGAUUGAGAAGCACAAGACCGCCAUCAAGAACUACAUCGAAUUGCUGAUCAAGAACGAGAACAUCUUGGAGGACCCGUCCGAUGACGAGGAUACCAAGUGGGAUUCUAUCUCAGUACGGAUGGAGCAGAUGGCGGUAAGUGAGGAGGGGGAGGAAGAUCCCGUGAAGACUGCUCCGAGUCCAAAGACUGCUCCAUGGCUGGCAGGUGAUCCCCAUGUAAUCGAAAUGGGAAACCCAUUCUUUGACUUUGAAGGUCUGCAAAGUGGUGAUCUUUCAUCCAAAGCCGGCGACAUCAUUGAGAUUUUCCCGCAGUCAAGCCACCAAAACGCAUGGUGGACAGGAAGCCUCGAGGAUGAGCAUGACGACUUCCCUGGUAGGUAA